Messenger RNA from Helicoverpa zea (corn earworm), 1440 nucleotides. RefSeq lists its product as uncharacterized. Lineage: Eukaryota; Metazoa; Arthropoda; Insecta; Lepidoptera; Noctuidae. Bases 382 to 1368 code for a protein of 328 amino acids. The transcript has a single exon. The record is from RefSeq and is a predicted model, not a curated record.
GCGCUGUGUAUAUUGACGUUUUUGUGAUUUGAACUACUGUGAUUGGUUAUUUGUGCUGUUUUCGAUUCCUUGUUGCUCUUACUGUGUUGUUACCUGUGGUCGACGCCCACUGGGAGGAGUUAAAGUAAGACGGAACAUUUUUGUCAGCUCCUACAUAGAGUGGGUGUGCAAAUUAAUUUGACAAACUCAUUCAAUUAAAGAAAAAAGUUUUUGCGUUUGGCUGGGAUCGAACCUGCGUCGUCGGGGCUCCGGGGCGGUGUGCGUCGGCGCUGGGCUAAGGAAGCAUCUGCUCACAUUGUCGAAAUAGCCAAGCUCUAUCGCCGGCGGGCGACGUCAUUGGAUUGAUUUAUUCAUCGACUGUAUUAAGUACUCAGAGUUGCAAUGCCUCGCACUUUGCGGUCGCCCCCCCAAAGUUCUACCAUAGCAUUGCUUGAGACUCAUUCAGAGCCUGAUUUGUCGUCUGCGGCAUCUGUUUCUGGAGUCAAUAUCGGUAAUAUACUGGAACAUGUCACAACGCGGCAGAACAAUAAACGCUUCAAAUGUGACGAUGACUGCGUGGAGACUGACACAUUUGAGGAUUUGAAGAAUUUGUUGCAGUCAUGGAAAAAAGACCAAGAUGCUAUGCUCAAUAAAAUAGUCGCAGAUGUUGCUGAAUUGAAAAAACAGAAUCUCAGUAUCCAGAGGUCUUAUUCUGAGAUUGAAAAAUCAAUUCAAUUUUUCAACCUAAGUUAUGAGGACAUGAAAACUCGCCUGGAAAGCUUGGAAGUCGAACAAAAGAAGAGUGCUGAACGCUUGAAUGACCUGACGAGUAGUACGAGUGCACAGGCUGUGGCUAAACUUGAGGCUAAGAUAGAGACGAUGGAGCAGCAGGCACGUUCAUGUAAUAUUGAAAUAUGUAAUUUACCAGAAAAGCGAAAUGAAAAUUUACUAGCCAUCAUGGAUUCUAUAGGCUCCGCUAUUAAUUUACCUGUGUCUCAUAAUGAUAUUAUAUCGAUUCAUAGAGUACCACAUGGGCAACAACAUGAUAGAAAACCCAAAAAUAUUAUUAUAAAAUUUAGAACACGUAUAAUACGUGAUAACCUUCUUAGCGCCUAUCGUCAGAAGAAGGGCCUAAUGUCUGAUCAGCUAGGAAUAUCCGGUGCCUCGGUACGCGUUUAUUGUAAUGAACAUUUGACCUUACAUAAUAAGGCGUUUUUUCGAGAAGCCAAGCGGAUUGCUAAAGAAGUCGGCUUUAAAUACGUUUGGGUCAGAAACGGGACUGUACUUGUACGUGAGCGGGACGGACUGUCAUCAAUUGCUAUUCGAUCUGGGGAUGAUCUUAAAAGGAUUGCUAUUAGUGGGAAGAACUGCACUGAAAAAUCAGAUUGAUAGCUACACUUAUGAUCACUCAGCUUGUUCGCGUAUCUUUAAUAAGCUUUCUGUUUAUUGUUUUUAUAUAUG